Molecule: messenger RNA, 2687 nt
Organism: Salvelinus sp. IW2-2015
Lineage: Eukaryota; Metazoa; Chordata; Actinopteri; Salmoniformes; Salmonidae
Product: RING finger protein 214
Exons: 15
Coding region: 204-1970 (588 amino acids)
Molecular function (GO): ubiquitin-protein transferase activity
Source: RefSeq, a predicted model, not a curated record
UUACCCGGAAGUGCACGUCAUCAAACGUGCAAUGUUUAUAAUUUUCCAACAUGGGAUGAGGAAACAGACAAUUCAAAAUAUGAAUUGGCCGUUUUUGAUGACUACUAAAAUGUACAUUGUCAUUUAAGUUUCAGUUUCCUAACAAGCUUACCGCUGUUUCAUUUUCAUUUGAAGUCGAAGAAACUAACUAACUAACGCUAACGAUGGACGACAUCGACUGGGGAUUGGCGCUGGAGGAGGACAUGGCGCGCGAAACCUCCGCCACGGGAAACCCUGAGCAGCAAUACAACCCCUGGUCCAACCAGUCCAACCCCUGGUCCGAGCCUGGCUACACCUCGGAAUCUGUAGGGGAGCUGGACAAGCUGGCCUCGGGAGAUGGACACCAUGUCACUCACAAGAAGAAGCAGGAGGGCCAAGGCGUUCAGACAGACGCCUGGACAGCAGACAAAGAUGUUAACACAGAUCUGGAUUGGGAGUCACUGAUGCGGUCAGUGGAUGAGUACAGCACCCACCUGGCCAUGCAGUAUGAGGAGCUGAUGAAGCACCAGGAGGAGGAUGAGGCUGAUCAUGGCAGCCAAGUAGACAGCCUGGUGCAGAAGAAGGAUGAGGGGGUCCACCAGCAGCAGGCGCUGAUGGACAAAAUUGAGUCCCUGCAUGUGAAGCUUCAGCUGAACUGCUGCAAGACCACCCGCAAGAACUUUGCGGUCAAGAAGCAGGAGCUCAGCGUGGAGAAAAGCAAAAUGGAGGAGGAGAGGAACAGACUGUCUCAGGAGCUGAAGGAGACCACCAGGAAGCUGGCUUUGCUGAUAGAGGAGCAGAACCAGGAAAAGCUUAUGUGGGAGCGGGAGCUAGCAGACUUGAACACUGAGAUGGAGCGGCUACAGAAAGAGUCAGAGGAGGCCACCCAGACAGCUCUACGGGAUGAGAUUGCAGCUCUGGAAAUGCAGAGAGAUGUGACCAUGUCUGAGGUGGACGACUGGCUGAAAGAGGCUGACCAAUAUAUAAACACACUUGGAUUAGACCCCUCCCAACAGCAGAACAUGCACCACAGGCUGGAGUGGGAGAAUAAUGUGGCUGUGGUUCACAGCAGUUUGGCGGGACUGCAGAAUCAGUUCAAGGAGCACCUUCACCUGCUGCAAAAGGGCCAACCGAUGGAAAGCCUCCCUGGAGUCACAUUACCACACUUACCCCAAGUCCCCACGGUGGACUUGGUGAUGAGUCCGAUGAUGUACGCUCCACCCCUCCCCCCCUUUCAACAUUUCCAGAUGGGCCCUCCUAAAGCCAUGGGGAUGACCUUCCCACCCCAGCAGCACCACCAUGCUGCUUUCACAGCCCCAGCCAGAGUAACCCCCCCACCUGCCCCCUCCUCCACUCCCCCUGCCUCCGCUCUAGCCCAGCACCCAGCCGCCCCACCUGUCUCCCAGUCCACCACUACCAUGGCCUACGCCCAGUCCCUGCCCUCCAAUAACCCCCCCGCUGCUGGCAAACUGGACAAUCUGCUGAAGAGACUGGGAGACAGAUUUCCACAGUGCAACAGAACCCAGCUUAUGUCAGUUCUGCAGCAGAUUAAGAAUUCUCGGGGCACCAUGGCUGGCAUGUCUAUUGAUGACGUCACAAAGCAGGUGGCACAGAGACUGGCACAAAAUGAGAAACCGGCUCCAGGGCCUAUCAGGCCUCCCUCUGCAGACAGGGGCAUUCCUGGCCACCCAGGCCCAAUCCAGCGCCCUCCAGGCCCCAUCCAGAGGCCCACACAUCCCCCUCAGAGACCUGCAGUGGCCCAGGUCUUCCAGACCAGGCCCCCACAGCCUGUGGCUGUCAGUAAUCGUAAGCUGUGCUUGAUGUGCCAGAAACACUUGGAAGCAGACAGCCAGCACCCCAUGAGCUGCGCACACACUGUACAUAAGGAUUGCAUCAGUGUCUGGCUGCAGUCGAGCAAGUACAAUGCCUGUCCCUUCUGUCCAGCAAAGUGAAAGGAGUAGCAGAUAAGACCGAACGGAGAACACAACAGAAGACAUGAAGGGAAAGAGGAACACUGAUAACGUUCUGGUCAGCUUCACAGAACUGAAGUGGGAGAUGGUGGAAUAUAACGUACACAGAGCAGUCAUGGUGACGUAUUACUAUUCACCUAUGUGACACAAUAAACAGAAGUCAUUCAUAUUAUUCAUCCCUAUAUCUAUAGUUGACUUUAUGUAAAUAAUUUAGUACAUCUUGUUAAAACAACUGCAGUGACAAUCUGGCACCGACCAGACCUUUAUUUUCUCACUUUUUUUAACAUUCCUGAUUUAACCCAUAGGGAUAUCAUGUUUGUUAUGUAUGCCCUUUUGAACAAGCAGUGUGUUUCUUGUCAAAUAUACCUCUGAUACCCUUUGACAUAAUUAUAUCAACUGUUACAUGUAUGUUAUUUUAUAAGUAUGUUAUUUCUAACUACCAAGCAUUUUCUAUGUUUAUAAUGUUUCUAACUUCCACGAUUCUGUGUAAAAUGUUUUUUUCUAUUUCUAAAAAUACACUAAAGUGUUAUGUUAAUAAGUGCCUUACUAAAAGUCACAUGAAUUAUGACUCAUUGAACUUAACUUGUUUGAAUGAGCAGGAAAUACUUCAGUGGAAGGGAAAUGGCAAUAACUAUUUGGACUUGUUUAAUUAACAUAUGUGAUGAAAGAGAACGAUAAAAUAAAACCAUUACACCAGUA